AUGAUACAAAAGCAUAAUGUAUACCGGAUGACCAAGCUGUUUCAGAAGUUCCUUCAUUACGUCAAUAUGGUAGAGGAAAAAGAUGCAUCUAAUUAUAAAGCAUCUCGUCUUAAAACGAGGUUAAAAGUUGACUACCCACAACUGGUAUUCUUUGCCCCUUCUAAAUGCACACAAAGUGAACUUGUUUAUGUUGAAGCGGUCUCUGCCGGUGAAGUCUUAGAUAAUUUACCUGAUUCUGCAAGUAAUUCUGGGUCUGAAUAUGAGUUGUAUGAUGAAGAAGAUAAUCAACAGACAAAUUGUCAACAACAGUCUUCUUUUCAAGUUGAAAAUAACAUGCACUUGCUUUAUAGCGGAGCCAUGCUCCUGGAAACAUUAAUCAAAGGUGCUCCGGAGUUUGAUGCACCUUGCCCUCCAACAUCUUAUGACAUUACUCUAGAGAGUGCAAGGAAAAUGGUCCCAAUUCCACUGUAUAAUUUCUUAGCAUGGGUAUUAGGCAUGACUGAUGAUCCAGGAUUUGAUGACUAUGCAAAAGUAACGGCAGAAGAGAAUGCCAAAUUGCUCUCCCUGGCACAAGAUAUUAUUUAUGUUUCACAUGCUGGUCGGAAACCAACACCUAAACAUUUGGCUCUCAGCAUGACAAUUCGCCAGAUGACAGGAUCUUCCUGACUGCUGAAGAUUAUCCAUGGAUUCGGGCAUUGUGCAUCUCAUUCAACCACACUGAGGCAUGACACAGCUCUUGCAGAAUUAAAUCUGCAAAGUUCAACAGUGGUGCCUAAAGAAAUUCUUCCAAACAAGCAUACAACACUAAUUUGGGAUAAUGAUGACUUUCAGGAAGAAUCUAAAUCAUCUACGCACAUUACUAAUGGAAUUGCGGUACAAAGAGCUUUGAAUGAGGAUGUAAUUACUAUUCCGCCAUUAGUAAAGACGAGAAGAAAAAGCUUAGAUGAUCCAUGCUGUGAAUUGAUGCCAUAUUCAAUAGGAAAGAAAAAGUCCAUUGAUGUGUUAGAGCAGUGUUCUGAUCUUGAAUUUGAAGAAGAGUGUCAUUCUACUCAUCAGAUAUCUGCAAAUAAACUGGAUUUGGUAUACUGCCUUUUAAAGCUAUCCUUCAUUGAUAAUUCAGAGCUUCUUCCUGAUUGGACAGGAUUCAACACACUGCUAUCAAGAAACGAUACUUCAGCUUUAAAUUUGUCAAGAAUAGGUUACCUACCAGUUAUUGAAGGAUCUCCAACACAGUACACAACAGUUUACACAGUUUUCGUAAAGAGCUUAGAAAUAGCUGCCAAGUUAAAUCUUGAGUAUGUAGUUCUUGUGUUUGAUGAGGCCAUAUAUGCAAAGGCCCAACAGAUUCGCUGGAAGAAUGAAAGUUUCAUGGUCAAAACUAUUUUGCGUCUUGGUGAUUUCCAUGCAGUGAUGAGCUUUUGUGGAGCGAUAUCAAGGAUCUUUCAAGAUGCAGGUUUAAGGGUAUGUAUAUUAUAAGCCAAUGCAUGUGCACAUGAGUGUGUAUCCAUUUAAUACUUGUAUGUUGUUGUUUUUCAUCAGGAUGUACUUGUAGAAUCUGGUGUUGUGGGACAAAAUACUGUUAAUGGAGUUAUGAGUGGGAAAUUCUAUAAUGGGAGUGUGAGAUGUCACAAAAUAAUGCACGAGGCUUUGGAGAUUAUCCGUUUCCAAUGUUUUAUGGACAAUUGUUCCCCAGAACGUGCAAUGUGAAAUUGAAUCAUUGUUGUGCAACAUUAGAGAUGCUUUCCUGAAUGAAGAAUUCUAUGACUACCUUGAAUCACCAGAACUGAAAGGGAUAAUUGACGAAUAUGAAACAUUCAUUGAAAUGGCAUCCAAGCAAUUUCCAACCUUCGCCCUGUGGUCUACUUACAUUGAAAUAACAGGUAUCUCUGUAUCAAUGUAUGCUAAUCUGGAUACCUUUAUGUAAAAUACACUUUUUCGAAAAUUUAAUAUAAAAGAAAGCCAAUUAUUUUCCUUUUCUAAGCUGUUUGAUUAUGAAACUCAGACACGUCUUGAAAGCAUUUGCUUGAGAAAUCAAUUUUUUUAUCUUUUCUAUCUUACAAUCCUGUAGAAUGCCAUACAUAAAAAUAGUCUUCGUUGCUACUGUACCUACAGUGGAACCCCACACUCAAGGAACAAAAACACACAUGCACUAUAUGCUACUACACUUUGACGAAUUUCUACUUUUGUUGACUACUCUAGGCUUGUUGAUGAAGUUUAUUAGAGCAACACGGGAAAGUGAUUGGAAUCUCCAUUUGUCAUCUUUACGAUCGAUGCUCCCGUUUUUCUUUGCCGCCGACAGAGUAAACUACUCUAGAUAUGCCACAGCUUACUGGCUAGAAAUGAUAACACUUGACAAAACUCACCCAGGUUAGAUACGAGUGCUAUUUUAGAUUGAUAUUUAGUAAUAUUUUAAGACCCAUUGCACCUACUGUAUACUGAUCCAUAGCAAAAUUUACAAUAUAUAAUACAUCAUUUUAGCUCAUUUGUAUGUAUACUGCAACGAGUUUAAAUAAUUCAUUUAAACUUGUUCUGUGAAGCUCAAAAUCCACAACGGCAAAACCUCUAACUUUAAGCGUGAGAAAUGCAAGGACGUGGCAAGCCAAGCUUUUGUUAUUAUAGUAUCAGUUCGCAAACACACAUUCAUGCUUCCAUUUAUACUCAGAUAUGCAAGUCCACUGUGUUUUACUGAACAGUAAAUUUAUAUUUCGCCAUGAAGGUGCUGCCAAGAAUAUUCGCGAAAACUGGACGGUUCAAAGGCAAGAUCGCUACGGUUUCUCUGCAAUUGCAUGUGAUCAGGCAAUUGAGCAAACUGCGAACAGGGACUCGAAGACCAAGGGUGGCAUGAUUGGCUUUACGCUAAAUCGUGGCGCUGUUCACAGAUGGUUCUUAUCUCAGUCCGAGAGAUCUGCUAUUGCUAGACAAUGUUUGUUAAUGACCAGUGCAACAAAUGAGUGCAGGUGUGUUGAAUGCAAAUAUGGAAAAUUAAAUAUUAUGCUGUGGAAUAAAAAGUAUACACUGCACCCUUUUUCGAGGGGUGUAUCACUUCAAAUAAGUGAAGGACAUUUUUGGUAUUUAGAAAAUGAGUAUUUUUUUCGAAGCGUAAGAGAUUUUUGAAGUGACACACCCCUCGCUCUGGCUGCAUGACUUAUGUUACCGUCUUGUGUUGUAUUAAUUUGGUAAAUUUCCAUAAAUUAUAUAGAACAAGAAAGAAUCUUGAUGAACCAAAAAGAAAGUCACACGAAGCUGACGUUCUUAGCGUUAUGAAUACGAUAGAAAACACCAUUAAUCCAUUCGAACUAGACCAAAGCGAGAUGGUGCAUAUAACAAGUGGAAUAAUUGCAAAUGACAAGGUGAAAAAUGACCUGCAAAAUGUUAAAGCGAUAGGUGAGGAGAGAUUAUCUACUUUUGUGCAGACAAAGUUACUAUUUAAAGAACCAGAUAUUUUUGCAGCAAUCCAAAAAACAAAACUGCAUACAUUUUCAUCAUUAACGAAACCUGUUUCCACGACUAAAGCUAAGGGCAAGGAAAUAUCUUUAAAGAGCUCUAGAAAUUUGAUGGGAAAACUCUUGUUAUUGGCAAGAAGUCGAGAAAUAGAUUUAAAGGAAGUUCUGUCGUUUUCAUUGGGUCCGUAUCCAUUAAGUCUUGCGACAACUGAUGGUAUCAUGGUAAAAACCGUGAAAGCAAACUUGAUGCACAUCAUCGAAGAUAUGGUAGAUGAUUCUGUCACUGAUGUUAUCCCAUCAAAUGGAGCGCUGAUCAUUGAUGCUAUGGCUAUGUUUCAAUCACUUAGUCAGGUUCCUCUCACGUUUGAAGAGCUUCCUCCGCUUCUCCUUUCUAUCCUUAUUUCUAUGGCAACACGCCUGAAUGCAACGAGAGUCGAUUUUGUUGUCGAUCGUUACCCGAAAGUGAGUAUUAAAAAUAGCGAACGCAAGAAACGAGCUUCUACAGGAAGUAACAUGUUAAAGAUUUACGGAAAAAAGCAAAAGACACCAACACAAUGGAAGAAAUUUCUCAAUAAUGGCGAAAACAAAGAAUCGUUGGCAUGCUUCGUGGUCGACGAAUGGAAGGAGAGCAAAUCCAAGAAUUUUAGAGGAAUAGUACUUUACGCAACACGAAAGAAUCAGUGCUUCAAGUUCCUCCCAUCGCAUAACGAAUCAGAGAAACCCGAAUUCGAACAGAUUCAUGAGUUACACAGUGAUCAUGAGGAAGCAGAUACGCGCUUGUUGCUUCAUGCUAAUCAUGCAUCGACCUCUGGCUAUACUCAUGUUUCUGUGAAGAGCCCGGAUACAGAUGUAUUUGUUCUUCUUGUAGCCAAAGGAAACCAUUUAACAUCUCAAAUGUAUUUUGUAACUGGAAACAACGCAAAGUCCAGAAUUAUUGACAUAACAAAGAUCGCAAGAAGUUUGGAUGACGACAUAUGUGAUUCUUUGAUCGGUCUUCAUGCAUUCACAGGUUUGGAAUAAUAAAAUUAUGUGACUGUGUCCCACUCAUGGCAAUUAAAUAUCACUUUUCGUCAUAUCCGUUUUUUAUAACAGUGUUGCUAUGAGUACGAGGGAACAAAUAAAAAUAUAUUCCCAUACGGAUGCAUUCAAAUUUGGCUUUGUCCCUAUAGGUAAACGAUUUGAUUAUGGGCACACGAUGUCGUUUUUCCGGUUUUUAUAUGUGGUUUGUUACCAAAAGAAUAGAAUUCCUGCAGCGGUUUAAUUGCCUAAAACAUCAGAAAAAGGAUGCCGUGUGCUCAUGGUUUAUUUGGGUGGUAUAAGACAUUGAACAUUUGUGCACUAAAUGAUUUAAAGCAUGUAUGUUUUAUUUAGGAUGCGAUACAACAAGCGCAUUCUAUGGGAAAGGGAAGAAAAAGACAUGGAAAUUGAUGGUGGAAAAGAAAAUGUUUGAUGGUUUUCGACAAUUAGGGUCAUGCUAUUUUCCGUCAUCCGAAACAUUCCAGCACUUAGAGAAAUUUGUUUGUGCGUUAUAUGGUCAAGAUGGAAUUAGCCACGUUAACGAGGCUCGGUAUCGUUUGUUCAAGCUCGGAAAUUUUUCUGAUGAAAAUCUACCUCCAAAUAAAGAUUGCCUAUAUCAUCAUAUCAGACGUGUAAAUUACCAAACACUUAUCUGGAAAAAGUCGUUUGACGCAGUCAUAAACGCGCCUGAUCCUGCUGAACAUGGAUGGGUUAUCAACAACGACGAAAUUGAGCUCAAAUGGAUGUCAAUUGAUGCAGCCCCAGAGGAAUUGCUUCAGUUUGUAAAUUGCGGUUGCAAAACAGGAUGCGAGUCCAAUAGAUGUGGCUGCAAACGAGCCAAUUUACAUUGUACUGAACUUUGUAAAUGUGAAAAUUGCAACAACAGAUCCCAAGACUCAGAUGAUGAAGAAGAUAUGAUCAACAGUAACUACGAGGAUGAAAACUUGAGCGAUGAUGAAUAA
Messenger RNA from Paramuricea clavata, 5422 nucleotides. The record is from the annotation of a GenBank genome assembly. Lineage: Eukaryota; Metazoa; Cnidaria; Anthozoa; Malacalcyonacea; Plexauridae.